AUGGCAGCGCUGCACCUGACAGCUGCAGCGCCCUCCGCCGCUGACAUCGACCCCUCGGACUGGAAGUGCAAGCCUGGGGACGUGACGGUGGAGACGAUGCGCGACGUGAACGGCAGGGGCGUCGAGAUCCUCACCCGUGGCCCAGGAUGCCCCGACGCUGGGCCGGCACCGCCGAGCCCACCCGCGCGGGACAGCGGGCCGGCCGCCGCCAGCAGCCCCGGCUUGCGCGCCCACACCGUGGAGGAGGCCGCCCCGAGCAUCGUCGCGGACGGCCUGCACGCGCACGCUGGCGCCGCGAGCGUGGCGGGCGCCGGGGACCCGGUGGCGGCGACGGGCCCGAGCAGGGCGUGGCUGUUCCUCGCGCCGCUGCUCGUGCUCGGACUGGUGGCCGCCUCCGCGGCGGUGUGCUUCGACAGGAGAGUGCGCCGGCCGCGCCUGGCGGCCCUGGAGGCGGGCCGCCGCCGCAAGGAGGCCGAGGAGCCAGGCCGAGGCGCUGCGGCUCGCGGAGGAGGGCCGCGCGCGCGAGGCUCUGGAGCAGGAGAGCGGCGGAGCAGCCUGCGCGCGGCCGCCGAGCGCGAGGAGGCCGCGCGGGCCCUGCGCGAGGUCCGCGAGGCCGCCGAGCGCGAGGCGGCGCGCGAGCGGGAGGAGACAGACCGCCGACAGGCCGAGGCCCUGCGGCAGCGCGACGCCGCUGGGGCCCUCGCCAGGGAGGAGGGCGAGCGCCUCGACCGGGAGCGCCGAGCUGCCGAGGAGGAGGAGGCCGUCUCGCCGUGGGGGGAGGGGAAGGAGGAGGCCGAGGCGAAGGCGAAGAAGCGGUGCGGCCCAUGCGGCGGCUGCGGGUCGAAGCCGCAGGCCGGGCAGCCGGCUCCCGCAGCGCCGGCCUCUGGGCGCUGA
Prorocentrum cordatum is the source of this 894-nucleotide messenger RNA. Lineage: Eukaryota; Dinophyceae; Prorocentrales; Prorocentraceae. The record is from the annotation of a GenBank genome assembly.